Molecule: messenger RNA, 2741 nt
Organism: Solea solea (common sole)
Lineage: Eukaryota; Metazoa; Chordata; Actinopteri; Pleuronectiformes; Soleidae
Gene: e2f3
Product: E2F transcription factor 3
Exons: 7
Coding region: 119-1018 (299 amino acids)
Biological process (GO): regulation of transcription by RNA polymerase II
Cellular component (GO): RNA polymerase II transcription regulator complex
Molecular function (GO): RNA polymerase II cis-regulatory region sequence-specific DNA binding; DNA-binding transcription factor activity, RNA polymerase II-specific; protein dimerization activity
Source: RefSeq, a predicted model, not a curated record
ACGGGCCGAACUGCUCCCGAGGAGGACUCUCGACAACAUCCACGCCAAUGGCAGAACUGUGAAAGCGAACAAACCCAGGCAAAGAGAAGACUGGAGCUGGAAGUUGGUGAAGCCCAGGAUGGUAGCAAGACUGGCAAAAUCAAAAGCCCUGCAACAGAUGGCCUCUCUGUCGAAUAAGCAGAAAAGCUCUCACGUGAUCGCUAAGACACGUCUUGACACCUCGCUCGGUCUUCUGACUAAGAGGUUUACAGAGCUGCUGCGAGCCUCCUCUGAUGGCGUUUUGGACUUGAAUGCAGUCGCCCUUGAGCUCAAUACCGCUAAGAGGCGCCUCUAUGAUAUCACCAAUGUCCUCGAGGGGAUCCAACUCAUCAAAAAGAAGUCCAAAAACAACAUUGAAUGGUUGGGUGGUUCAUUGGAUCUGGGAGAGCUCAGGAAGCAAGAGAAGACACUGGACGACCUGAUCCAAAGCUGCACGGAGCAGAUUCACCAGAUGUUUGAGGACCAGCAGAUUCAGAGAUUUGUCUACUUGACACAUGAGGAUGUUCAAAGGAUCCCCUCCCUGAAAGAGCAGACGGUGAUUGUCAUCAAAGCCCCUGUAGGGACAAAACUGGAGGUCCCACAUCCACAGGAGAGCUUCCAGGUCCACCUCAAAAGCACCCAUGGUCCCAUUGAUGCGUUCAUCGUGGUCUCCCAGGAAGGCACAAACACGUCUGCGAGCGACGUCCCCUCGCCCCCCCCUCAGAUGUCUUCCAAAGAUGAUGCAAACAGUACUUCCAAAAUCAAACGGUCACCACACUCAUCGCCGGUUACCGUUACCCCCACCUCCACCUCCCUCACCCCCCUCCACCCCCCCUCUGGAGAUCAACAGAGUGGUGGUGUCACAGUCACUUCGCCCCUGACCGUGUCUCGUGAUGGGCAGCAAUACGUCCUGAGCCUGGAGGAGAAUGAGGGCAUCACUGACCUCUUCUCCUCCUCUGUUGACCUGCAGUCUAUGCCUGUGGAUAUGAUCAAUAUCUAAACAGGGUUUCCAUCAUUUUGAAAUGCAAUGAACAUAAGCAAGAGACACAGGGAUUUAAAAUAAAGGAACAAAGAAGUGAGGCUGUAACCCUGAAUCGUUACACUGGAGCAUGAAACAAAUACCGGGAUAGAUCUUCUUUUGCAUUCGGUCCCAAAGGAAUGGAAUAUAGUUCUGAAGGAACUGAGGAAGAUUCUGACAUUUCAUUUGCUUUCUACUCAAAGUCCAACGUCACCUCUUGGCUGCUUGUGUUGGACUUUUGGCAAAAAAUGUACAAUAAGCAGAUGGUGUUUGUGCACAUUACAGCUGUAAGUUCAUAAAUUCUGAUUUGUUACUGGUUUUAAUUUCCCUCGUCACUCAACCACUGAGGAUUAAUAACACAGAUUACAUUUUGUCGCUCGUCACCUGGCACUGACAUGGAAAUAACCUACAUGCCUCUGCGUUGCGUCCACUAAUUGGGAUGAAGGGCUCCGUUGUUCUGUCGUCAUACCUCAGGGUAUGAAGGGUAUCUGCAGGUUCAAUGUAUCUCAUCUCACACACUGAUCCUAAGUCGAAACAUUUGAAUACCUCACAGCGUCGGCAUCGUUUUCUACAGAACUGAUACCUCAGUGUGUCUCAAUAAUAGGAUUGGUUUGGGGUCUGCUGUUUAUAUUACACACAGAAAGUGAAUUUGGUGGUGGAUCAGUCGUCUCAUGUUUCACAGUGGGGGGGGGGGGGGUCUGAAGGUGUGGGAAGUUUUUUGCGCUUGAGCUGAUUUUGGGAAAGUUGAACAAUGCUGUUGUUCGGCAGUGCUCGUCAGUUUCUCGACGUUUCCAGUUGACGCCUUCGUGUGACACUUUUUGUGUUGGUCUGUUCCGUCUGUCGCUCGAGAGAAGUGCAUCAUAGCUCAGUCCACGUUUGACCUUUGACCCUGUAGUUUUCUCAGGGCUCUCGGAUCUUGCAACGAGAAGUGCAAUUUCAUAACGGAGUCCUUUUGCAAAGGUUGGCGUGACACCUUAACACAUUUCUGUUAGCAGUGGAGAGUCUUGCAGCGAUGUGAUAUUCUGAGGCACUAAUGCAGCCGCUCCAUGACCUUUGAUGCUUUUGAAAGGAACAUUUUUAGUUUCUCUUUAGUCACCAUUUAAGUUCAAAUACUUGCUUAAAUAUGGAGAUGUUUUUGUUGUUUAGACAAAAAAAAUAAUCAACCGAUCAUAAAAUUGAUCAUCCGAUGACUAGUGAAUUCAAAGCUGGCUUCAUCCUCUGCACUGUGGUGUUUUUAGCCUUGUAUUUGGGCAGUGUUUUCAGAGAAGUGGACGUUGACUGUUGGUGGUGGGAGAACAUUGGGAUUAAUGUGACCGUCAUGACAGUUUUGGACAUUCUGAACAUUUGUUUACUCUGCACCAACUUUGUGCCUUAUGAACUGUUUCACGUGACUCUCUGUUCUGAUUAAUGUGUGCUCACAUGAGUCAUUUAUUCAUUUAAGUCACCGGGAAAUGUAUAUUUAAAAGUUACUCAUAAAGACAAUGAUAGUUUCUUUUUCUUUUUUUUACAGUUUCUAAUCACUGUGCAAAAUUUUGAAGGACAAAAUAUUGUGAGCCUUAAAGAACAAAAAAGGUGUAUUUUCCGCUCUGACGCAGAACCAAUUCAUUGUUGUUGAGAUUGACCCCUUAUCUUUUUUGAGAUGCAGGGUUUUUUUGUCUGUGUGAAGCUGUUUGUGAACAAUAUAUUAAAAAUUUAAUCAACUAUA